CGUGCUGCUUUCUCCUUAUUUUUCCUUCCCUCUCAAAGCAUCUUUAUACUCUCUCUCUCUGGACUCUGGUACGGAAGAGAUGGGGCUCUACUGCAUUGGCCUCUCUUCUCUUUAAACCUUUCGCUGAACGCCAAACUUCUCAUCCCUUACAUUACACUCCCUCCAACUAACUCUCCAUAUGGCAGCCAAGACAGUUGAAGAAGAUCCUCCAGUAGAAGCUUUGAAAUACCAGACGUGGGUGUUGAAAGUUUUAAUCCACUGUGAAGGCUGCAAGAAGAAAGUCAAAAAAGUUCUUCAGGGAAUUGAUGGGGUUUAUAUCACUGAGGUUGAUUCUCAACAACACAAGGUUACGGUGACUGGUAACGUGGACGCUAACAUUUUAAUCAAGAAGCUGGUAAGAUCAGGCAAACUAGCAGAGCUAUGUCCUUCAGAGAAGACCCAGAAGAAAGAUAACAAGUCGAAAUCCAAGGGAAGUGAUAAGCAAAAGAAAGACCAAAAGAAUAAUGAACCGCUUGGCGAUGACAUUGAUCAAAAUGGUUUGGCUGAUGAUGAAGAUACAGAGUCUUACAAAGAAGACAGUGAAUGUGAGGAUGCCGGCGGAGCAGAUGCAGGUGGCGACAAGGGCAGUGGCGGCGGUGCUAAAAAGAAAAAGAAGAAAGAACAAGAAAAAGGGCCAAAGCAAGGGAGAUUCUCCCAACAAUAACGGAGGCGGUCGAGAAAAUAUGAUUGAUGCUUUAGCCACACCACCACCGCCAAGUAAAUCAGUCGGAAACACCCCCAACUUGGUUGCUUCUAUGGCUGCCAUGGAUCUUGGUCCUCCGAUUCAGCAUGCCUAUCCGUCGUACCCAACACCACCAGUGUACUAUUCUCCUGCAAUACCACAAGUAUACGGUUUAAGCUAUAACACAGCAUACCCCACUUCUAGUGCUCAGUAUUAUGCCCCUCCCAUGCAUGCUUAUGCUACAUACUCUCACCUACAGCAGCCGCCGCCGCCUCCUGGUUGGAUCAAGCGCUGUGAUGACGACCAUGAAUAUGAAGGUGGAUGCUCUGUUAUGUGAAGUCAUGAACAACCAAGUGGCGGAUAUGAGUGCUGAGGGGUACUGUGGGGGGGGGUGUUUAAGUUUCAUAAUAUCCGCUGGGGAAAAAAACGAAAGAAAAGAGAUUUGUUAAUGUAAAAAGUUGGGAACAAAAAUGAGCAGGGGUAGCUGAUGGAGGCAAGUAUGGAGGAUCUUUAGUGUCUUGUCCUUUUAUUAAAAAAAAAAAAAAAAAAAAAGUAGUGCAUCUCUUUGGGGUUUUGCUUAAGAAAGGCCAAUAGCUCCCUACUGAUCUGCUACGGGCGGUGUAGGACCUUAAAUCUACCUUUUCCUUUCAGCCUUAUCUAAAAAGUAGAUUCCUUGCACCAAA
Neltuma alba is the source of this 1404-nucleotide messenger RNA. Its product is annotated as heavy metal-associated isoprenylated plant protein 36-like. Gene Ontology annotation, molecular function: metal ion binding. NCBI's taxonomy places the organism in Eukaryota, Viridiplantae, Streptophyta, Magnoliopsida, Fabales, Fabaceae. Bases 179 to 703 code for a protein of 174 amino acids. The transcript has 3 exons. The record is from RefSeq and is a predicted model, not a curated record.